GGUGCCGCGUUGUAGACGAAACGGAAGCUGACUCAAAUAUGGCGGCACCUUUACCGCCUGAAGUCGUUCGGGGCCAAGCAUUCGAUGUAGGACCUCGCUAUACGAAUCUCAGUUACAUAGGAGAAGGGGCUUAUGGAAUGGUUUGUUCAGCGCUGGACAAUGCCACAGGACAGAGAGUGGCUAUCAAGAAAAUCAGUCCUUUCGAGCAUCAGACGUACUGUCAACGGACAUUGCGAGAGAUUAAGAUAUUACGUCGAUUUAAACACGAGAAUAUCAUCGGAAUAAUGGAUAUAAUCCGCGCUCCAAACAUUGAUGACAUGAAAGAUGUCUACAUUGUUCAGAGCCUGAUGGAAACAGACCUGUAUAAGUUACUCAAGACACAGAAAUUGAGCAAUGACCACAUUUGCUACUUCCUAUACCAGAUCUUGCGUGGACUAAAGUACAUCCACUCAGCCAAUGUGCUUCACAGGGAUUUGAAACCAAGUAAUCUCUUGCUGAACACAACAUGUGAUCUCAAGAUCUGUGACUUUGGCCUGGCCCGUGUAGCUGAUCCUGAACAUGAUCACACUGGAUUUUUGACUGAGUAUGUUGCAACAAGGUGGUACAGAGCUCCUGAGAUCAUGUUGAACUCCAAAGGUUACAGCAAGGCUAUUGACAUCUGGUCUGUGGGCUGCAUUCUUGCAGAGAUGUUGUCAAAUCGCCCUCUGUUUCCAGGAAAGCAUUACUUAGAUCAGUUGAACCGCAUUCUUGAAGUUUUGGGGUCCCCAUCACAGGAAGAUUUGCAGUGUAUUAUGAAUGAAAAGGCACGUAGUUACAUCCAGUCAUUAGCCUUUAAACCAAGAGUUCCAUGGCAAAGAUAUUUCCCUGUUGCUGAUAACAAAGCUAUAGAACUGUUAGAUAAGAUGUUAACUUUCAAUCCCGACAAACGGAUCACAAUAGAGGAAGCUCUGGCUCAUCCUUACCUUGAGCAGUACUAUGACCCACAAGAUGAGCCUGUGGCCGAGGAGCCAUUUAGAUUUGAAACUGAGCUGGAUGAUCUUCCCAAAGAAAAACUUAAAGAACUUAUUUUUAUUGAGACUGCUAGCUAUCCUGGGUCACCCUACCUUGGUGACUUUCACCAUGGCCAACAGUGAGGCAUAGAAUGUGAUAUUUGAAGAGGAAGACUUCUAUAAAUCAACCUGUACAACAACCUAAGAAGUGAAAACUGUGAAAUUUUAUUGUAAAAUUUAUACAUGUAGUUUUUCAUGAAGAUUAGAAGGUGUGUGACAUGGAGUAUGUUCACAAUCACUCCUUUGUCAGAAACUUUGCAUUCAUAUCUCUGUAAUAUAUUAACAGUGAUUUUUUUUGCCUAAUUUUGUAGUAUCAUGUAAAGAUGAUUAUUGCCUUCCUUUUGCUCUAGCAUGGCUUGCAAGAUGGGUUCCUUAGUUUCAUUCAAUCCUUGUUUGGUGGCCCUUGAGAAACUUGAGAGAGGGAAACAACUUAGGGUUUUUUCGGGAGUGAAUGAAAACAAACCCACCUUUGUUUAUGUACUGUCCAGUCUAUGCUUAAAUUGUUGUGGUAUUUAUGAGCUUUAUUACCUUUUCGUUGUGGGUACAAUAUAAACGUCUCAAUUUAAUCAACACUGUUCAUCUGAUUUGUGUCUGAAUUGUUUGCAUUCAGUGUACUAUCUAAAGGUUAAUUCAGACUAAAGUGUAUUGGUAAUGAGAACCAGGAAAGCGACAGACACUAAACACCAAUUGCAUUAAAAUUAUCAUUUUAGGGGAACUUUUUUGUCCUUAUUGGUUAUGUUGAAUUUUUUAGAUGACUGACUUGCAAUAUUAUUUAAAGUGUAAUAAUCUCAUUUUGUUUGUGUUGUUGCCCUUUUUCCAUAUUGUACCUUUCUGGUUCAUGUUGCGGACAGCAACUAAAGAUUGAAUCUCUAAAAACCUUAUGUACAUGUACCAGAAAUCAUAAUCAUAUGGGGGUUAAAAUUAACUUUCAUCCCAGAACAAAACUUUUUUUUUUUUUUUUUAAGAGAAAUUCCCCAUAAUAUUUUGGUUCUUCUUCAUGACUUCUCUAGAUCUCAAUGAAAUAAUUGUUACAAAGCCUGCCUUUGUUUCGACAUGUUUUUUCUAAAGUUGUUACUGUAGCUCUGUGCCUUGUCAAUCAAGGGUUAAUCUGCCAAUUUCUGUCCCUUUUUUUCGCAAAAUAUCGGUUUAAUGGCACUCAAUUGAUUCUGAUCCCAAAGGUUGAGCUGCACAUGUUGAUAAUCAUAGUAAAUUUGAACUAAACUAGUAGUAAUAUGAAGUAGAUGUUAAAGACCUUUAAUUAUGUAGUAUUCAAAGUACAGUAGUUAUUGAUAACAGACUUCUGGCGAUAGAUAAUAAAUUCAGUGAUAUGAUUAUUUAA
Messenger RNA from Pocillopora damicornis (cauliflower coral), 2388 nucleotides. RefSeq names its product mitogen-activated protein kinase 1. Lineage: Eukaryota; Metazoa; Cnidaria; Anthozoa; Scleractinia; Pocilloporidae. The record is from RefSeq and is a predicted model, not a curated record. Gene Ontology annotation, molecular function: ATP binding; MAP kinase activity. Gene Ontology annotation, biological process: protein phosphorylation.